AGGGUGUUGAGGGUGUUUUGACAUUAUCAGCUUAUGUGGGCGCCUUUCGGUUGAAGUAAAAUACAUCCUGAUCAGUGGGGUUUUUCAGCGGAUUCUACGAAUCGCAGCCUUUCUUGUUUUAGAAUUUUGGUCAUUGGAUGAGACCAAGACAAAUUCCUGCUUCGCUGAGAUCAACGUUGAGGAACUGGAAUUUAAAGACGCUUCAGCGCGCGCGGACGAAAAGUUUGUCGGUAGAGUUGUUUAUAUUUAUCUUUUGUUGAAUCUGUUUCCUCAUAACUUGACUUUACUUUGCUGCCGUGUUUGAAGGUUUCGAACAUCCGACGCAGAACUUGUGACGCAAGUAAUUAUCUCGGAACAGCUGCUCGAAAAAGGGAAUAGUUUAUAAAUUGAAGUUGAAAGCAAGGACAUUUCGUCGAUCGUAUUACGUUAAAAACUAAAGCUUACCUUACGUUUUCCUUGGCGUUUCUUGUUUAUUGGAUCGCUACCAUUUCGCCAACAUUCAGACGUCACCCAAAUCGAAGAUGUUGGUAUAUUGGCGAGUUUUUGCUUUCCUGGCGUUACUGUUCCUCCACAGUCGCGGUGCCAUGCGAGAAAAGAUUGUUGAUUUCACGCAUCACGAUUACAAUGCUAUGACAAAGAUUCUCCAUACCUUCGCGACAAAAUACCCAUCGAUAACUAAACUUCAUCCGCUGGGAGAAUCGGUCCAAAACAGAAUUCUUUGGGUGUUAGAAAUUUCAGACAAUCCAGGCGUCCACGAACCUGGCGAGCCUGAAUUCAAAUACAUCGGCAACAUGCACGGAAACGAAGUCGUGAGCAGAGAAAUUCUACUUCAUUUCAUUGAAAGUUUACUCGACGGAUAUCAAAGAAAUGAUGAGGAAAUAACCAACUUGAUUAAAAAUACAAGAAUUUCCAUUAUGCCCUCUAUGAAUCCUGAUGGUUAUGAACAGGCAAAAACUGUUCCAAGGAACGAUGAAAGCGAGAGAUGUACUGGUGUUGUCGGGAGAAGAAAUGCAAAUAAUACUGAUCUUAAUAGGUGAGUCAACCCUUACUUAAGCGAUCACAGAAACGGCUCUAUCGAAUCGAGGAUUGUAGUGCAGAAACUCUUCCUUUUUAUUCCAUUCUCGUCAAUUAAUUACCACCAUAAACCUGUAUUUUCAUCAUAGUUUUUUCAAAUAUAUUUUCAAUCCCCUUUACUUUAAACUUGGACUGGUGAUUAUAAGAGUGUUUAAAUGUUUUCAUCUUGAAUUUUAUUAUUGGGGAAAAAAAAACUGACAAGUUAAAAAGAAGAUUGGUUGGUAAGCCUAUUUAAAAAUGUUAUUCUGCCAGCAUUUUUACUCGUAGGAAAAAAAUUAUUUAUUAGUUGCUAAACAGAGAUCCUCAUUAAACCAAGCAAAAUGAUAAUAAAAUAACAAUUUUUUCCAACUGUUUUUUUAACGCACAGAUAUAGACCUUAAAAACAUGAACAGCAGUUAAAUCUCCAGCAAAACUUACAAAUGUUUCCACUUUGACUUACAUGAAACAAACUCCCAAAGUUACUAGUUCUUGCUAUAAUAUUAUUUAUGGACUUCUAGACAUUUUUCCUCAUCACCAUAGUUUUAUUGUUAUAACAUUUUUUAACAGACACAAAGUGGUACCGUAGAACGUCCAGAUGUAAAAAAAUUCUUUUUAUUGUACCUUGCUAUUGUGGACUCACACUUGUAAGGACACUAUCUUUUGAUCCUCAGUGUGUCCAUGAUAACAAAAGUCGUCUGUACAAAACAAGUCAGUUUACCUACAAUAGCAAAGUAUAGCUUUGCCAAAGAGCAUAGUCACUAGGUUCAUCAACAUAUUUAUGUGAAGUCUGUUCAAUUAAGCUUUGGAAUUCUUGUAAGAUAGAAAGAUUGUUAUUGAUUGUUAAGGCCUGAUUGUACUUUUUAAAAUUUCAAAAUUUUGGCUUUUUGUAUUUUUCUAUAACCUUGUGUCGCUGGGUGCCUUUUAACAUGAUGUUAAACACACCCUUUACAUACAUCCUGGCAUACAUGUCAGGACCAAAACAGCUUGGAUGUUCACCCGGAGACUCAAAUAUUGUGAAAGUUCCUACAGCUUUCCAAAGUUUUAAAGAUCUGUACCCAAGGUUUUAGCCAGAAGGGUGUCCAGCCAUCCUAUUGACAUCCAUUUUUCGAAGAAAUACAAGGAAAAUUCACUUAAUCUCUUAUAAUUUUAUGGGAAAACAUGCCUUCUGGACGGCCAGUUUUCAAUGUCUGGCUAAAAGCCUGUCUGUACCUGUAUUGGAUUUGACAAAAAGAAGAAAAAACAUGAAGUUUAGUCAAAUAAUUUGGAAGGAAAACAAACAGAACUCUUUCCCUGAGUAAAAAAUCCUUAAUUACGUCUUUGUAGUGAAUAUUAUUGCAUUAUGCCCUCAAAUUAUGGACGCAUUUUUGAUACAAAGACAUCGGGUUUUUGUGUGUUAGUAGGGAGCUUAAGCAGUGACGAAUUCACUUUUUAAGUGACGUUUUUGUAGCCGUCGCUGCAGUUGUUGCUUAAGUUCUCUAAUUACUGAAAUAGUUCUGUGAAAUGGAAUCAAAAAUUUUCAACCAAGAUAAUAAUAACCCUGGUCACAGGAAACAAAAAAGGCCUGGUCUGAAAAGGGUUUAAAAAAACAUGGUUCUACAGUGGUACUCUGUUAACAGGGUCACCAGUGGGUAGACAAAAUUUGGCCGUAUUGUUGGGGCUGGCUUAAAUUUCAUGACUUGAGGGCCGUAAUGACAAAUACACUGUACAUCGCAUUCGCAUUUCUUGAACAACUGUUCUCAUAAAUAAACAACCAGAAUGUAGAUAUCGUGUACAGUAAUAACAUUGAAAAAACUACUUAAAAUUUUCCUUCAUCACAUAAAACACUUUAAAAAUUUGGCGAUAAAAUCGCAACGACUGCACUUUAUGUGUACUGUAGUCUAAAAACAUUACAAGAACAGGCUCAGAGUACUAGGUCAGUAAAAUUGACAUGUCACAGAAAUUUUAAUUUUGUAAAUUUUGAACAAGUGGCCGCAUUAACGGGAUAAAAUUAUAAGAGAUUCUACCCUUUGGGGUUUUAAAAUGAGGCUGUUGGUUGAUUAAUGGGUGACCACAUUAAUGGGGGGUUUUCAUAAGGAAAAGUAAGGCCAUUUUGCCGGGCAGAAAAAAGGGGGCCGUAAUAAUGAGGUGACCAUAUUACCUAGGUGGCUGUAAGGUGGAGUUCCUCUGUAUUUCCAAAAAUACAUGUAAUUAUUAUAAUUGUUGAGCAUCAGAAAAUGACAGCAGAAUACUAAUAAUGUUAUCGUUGAAUUCUAUUCUUAUUAACCCUUUAAGCUCUAAGAGUGAUCAGUAUCAAAUUUCUCGUUGUACAUGCAAUAUCAGUGCCUUGUAAAACAGAGUGGUCAUGAGAAUUAAAGACAUGAUCACACAAAAUGAAUGUGCUUGAUAUUUUAUCAACUUCUCCUCACUUCCUCUGUAGGAAAUAAAUAGGGGCAACAAAUGAUAAUUCAAAUUUUGAUCUUAGGAUUUAAAGGGUUAAUAAUUCAAUGUUUUGUUUUUAAAAUGCUUCCGAUCAUUGUUUGUUUUCAUCCAGAAAUUUUCCAGACCAGUUUGAUGAAAACAAAGCAGCAGUUGAAAGUGGAUUACAAAAAGAAACUCUUGUUGUGAAGAAAUGGAUCGAUGAAAAUCCCUUUGUUCUGUCAGCUAACUUCCAUGGGGGUUCCUUAGUGGCAAAUUACCCCUAUGAUGAUACACCCAACAAGCGUAGUGUAUAUAGUGCCACAACUGAUGAUGACAUUUUUCGAAAGUUGGCGUUAACUUAUUCUUCAAAUCACCCAACAAUGCAUCUGAAUAAAGCACAAUGUGUUGGCGAUAAUUUCAAGGAUGGUAAGAUUUGUAUACUAUCUUUAGGUCUACAUGUAAUAACAUUGCUUUAUUUCACAAUUAGGUUGAGCAUGAUUGUCCGGGUGCCAGUAGCUGUUGACUCUUUAAAUGAUAAUAUAAAAUAAAUGCAAUCACCUUAACCACUCAUCAGAAAAAUUAAACACACAUUAGGGCCAUUUAUAUGAGGAAAAAUAAGACGCGUCUUACAUAAGACGCUUCUAAGACGCCAACUGUACCAUUAAUACGAGCAUGUCUUAUCUAAUAAGACGUGUCUUAGCUAAGCCGCGUCUUAUUUUAGAGGAAAUGUGCUGUUUAUACAGAAAGUUCGCGUCUUAUGUAGGAUGCGUCUUAUUUUUCCCCGUAUAAAUGGCCCUAUUGUUGUACAAGAAUUUGCAUUGAAAGAAAUGUUUCUGAGGCUCAUAUGGCAUGAUUCUGGUAGUGUGAAAGUCAUUGUGCAAAGGAACAACAAACUAUUGUUGCUCUUUGAAAAGGCGCGUUGCAUUGCUCAUGUUCUUUAUGCCAACAAGGUACUUGACCAAUAAAUUAUUAUAAGAUGUAGUUUUAGGUAAGAAUUUAGGAGUUUCUGAAUGAACACAACUGGCAAAUGCUCCUACCACUACUAGGUUCCAUCACAAGAAAUAGUUGCAAAUUUUACAUUGCGUUCGAUUGGGAAAUUGGGAUUUCCGAUUUGCAAUCAAACUUAAAAACCCAAAACGGAUUAAUUCCUUUCCGAGAGAACCAUCCUCAGGGUGGAUUUCAAUCAAGAAAUCCAAAUCAGGAUUUCAUGGAUUUCCUUUUUACCGUUUGACUGGGAAAUCUGAAAAAAGAUUUGCAAAACUAUUCUCAUCAACAGCGUUCUUCUUUUUGCUAACUAUGCAUGUGCAAGACAGCUGUUCUUAAGGACAGUUUUUCAAGUCCUUUUUCAGUUUUUGCCAAUCAAACGGUAAAAAGGAAAUCCAAAAACAGAUAUCUCAGUGUUAAAAUCCGUUUUCAGAUUUCUUGUUCGAUUGCAAAUCUGGACUUUAAAGUCUAAAUCCAGAUUUCCCACUUCAAUGCACCCUUAAAAAGCUAACUGUAAACUGUAAAUCAUCUGUCUGGCUGCAGUUGUUUAAAAGGAGAGAAAUACUAUCCACUGAUUAAAUCACUAUCCAAUGGAUAGUUAACAAUUGUUAUUGAGUAUGAUGCGAAGAAUUAUGCAGAUCAAGAAGAAUUUGUUAUCAGCCUUAGUGGAUGAAGCCUGCAAGAUCAGCAUAAUUCCAAUUCUUCACAUCAUAGGAAAGCCAAAUUCAAUAAUUGUUUUUCUAUCCAUUCAAAAUAUUUCUAAGUUCUUAACAAACAUACCUCCUCCUAGACUUUCUUUAAAACUUUGGCCCAUUUCUUGGCACAGUUUCUUGAUACUAACAGUUGCUUGUUACUGUCAGAUAUUCCUCAAAAAGUAGAUAACAUGCAUCAAGCAAUAUGUUUUGGGUAUUCUUACAUUUCUUCUGAACUAUUCAGUUUUGUCAGAAAUUCAGCUAUUUUGAAUUGCAGAUUCACAACUUUUUUUAGUUCAUUAUUGCCCAAGCAGCCUCAUUUCCAGACAAAUAUACAUUGAUCAACCUCUUUUCCAAGCAAAUAUACCAUCAAAUUGAUGUCAUAUGGCUCCAUCUUCCAAAUUUGGUCAAGACCAGCGUUUUCCUUAUCAGGCGGUAACCGGUGAAAUUUACCGUCUGAAGCAACAGUUCUUACCGCCUGCAACCACUUGAAGAUUUACUAAAAUUAAAUAAGUUGUUUUAAAAAAUACGUAAGUUGUGAUCUGAUCCGAUCAAGCUAAUUAAUGAUUAUAUGGAAGUGUACUAAAGUACACACAAUUUUUCUAGGGCAUUGAAGACAGUGUAAUAUUAUUGGAAUCAAACGUUUUUUAGUGUUGUCUAAAAAUAACAAUGGCUGAUUAACCUAAAAUAGGUCUUAAAUGAGGGAAUGACAUUUCAGAGAACUUAGCUCCUAAAUUUCACAGCAAGGUCAAAGCCACAUCCCUCACUCCACUAACCCCCUACCCCAGGAAAGUGUGCUUCUGGCACACAGUUUUUUUGCCUUACCACCCAUGAACAGUCCCUUUUCCUGCUGAACUAAAAUUUAGGGAGAACACUGGUCAAGACCAGCUGGUAAUGAAGAAUUAGCCAGGGGAUUUGAGUUAAACAGAAACAGCAAUAAUUAUUUUGAAUGAAUGAUGAUGAAAUCCUUAUUGUAUCCUUAUCCUUAAAGCCUUAUCGUACUUUUGAACAACUGGAACCUAAUCACUUUUUGUUAAAAUGGUGAAAACCACUAGGGAUCCAUGCCUAAUUUUCAUGUUUGCUCAAAUGUUUGGUUCUAAUUCCUGGUCACUCUUUCCCAGGCAUCACAAAUGGUGCUGAAUGGUAUUCAGUCACCGGUGGCAUGCAAGAUUACAACUAUGUUAGAAGCAACGCUUUUGAAAUUACUGUUGAAGUCAGCUGUUGCAAGUUUCCAUCUGAGUCUACACUUGAACGGUUUUGGAAGGAAAACAAGAAAUCCCUGCUUGAAUAUCUAAAGCUUGUUCACACUGGUCUCAGUGGCUUUGUCAAGGACCAGAAAUCAGAAAGAGGUACAGUUUGUAUUAUGGAGACUGAUUUGUUUUACCACUCGUCAAGUCUGCCGGAAUGCUUUUCAAAAACUUAACAACAAUUUCACUUCUAAACUUAAUUUUCCUUUCUCAUAUACUGGCCCUUGGGUCUCUGAUGGUGUAAAGCUUUCUGUUGCCUUUUCAUAAUAAAACACUUAUUAGAUGGCCCUUAUAAAGUUGAAGUACUCUUGUACUGGUAGCCACUCAUACUCUGUUAUAGAGAGUAGUGUCGUCAGUUGGCUGAGAUUUCGUAAUCAAUCAUCAGAAAUAAUCAGAUUGACUCACCUGGUAGAUCAUCUACAUGUUUUAAUAUGUAGAUUUAGCCAGGACUAAAAGCAAAGCUCUCGAUAAUAUUUAUAGUUUGUUCAAACAAGAAAUCGUGUAAUGCUAAGUGGCGAAGGCAACAAGAAUGGUGAAAAAAAAACAACAAUAGGUCUAAUUAGCAGAAAAUCAACUUUGCAUGAGCAUCACACUUUUUUUGUACAUUUCUUUGCUGUUGUCUUGCACGACUACAGCGUGAAACUUCCAGAAACUUCCUAGUUACACAUUUUAUGGAGGAAAUGUCACACGUGUUCGUGUUCAAUUUUUUUCCACUGUUGCUCAUUUUCACCCUGGUGGCUGCUAGCGUUCUCACCAACGCUACAAAAUGUUCAUGUUGUUCCUCCAACAGAAAUUUCUCCUUUGUUUUUUCUAUCUCGCCCUAGAUCUUUUUCUCAUUGAACUUCGCUGGCCUGUCACCUUACUUUCUCUUUUUCUCUGUCUUUCUCUUUCUCUCUUUCCCAAAUUUGUGGGCAUGACAAUUAAUCUAAACUUAAUACUUUAGACAACACAGAUACAGAAACAUUUUCCGCUUUCAGUUUUCGUCUUUAUUGACUCUUUAGUUGUCUCUACUUCACAAGAGGCGGGUGGCCAUACGCUUUCCUACCAAAAUAACCUGACAUUUGGCAUUGGCUUACAUGAAGUGGGUGUACGGACGGUCGGCAUUUGUACGCUACGUCAUAACCAAAUUUUCUUGCUUUCAUAUGUUACCAAUUUAUCUUAGCAAUAGGGCUCCUCCACGUGCACUUUGCGCAUGGGAGCUCCGCUAUAAACAGAAGAAUCUCUUUGUAAGAAUUCUACUUAUUUUUCAUCUUUGUGCAAGUCAAAGUACUUGAAAUACAAACAUCUGGCCUAGAACUUGGAGGGUUAUGAGUUUGAUUCUUGUUUGGAGAAAUAUUAUUUUUUUGUACUUUCAGGCGAUUGAAUUCUCUUUCUACAACAACACACAAGAUUUUAAUAUGCCAACAAGAAAUUCUAUUUUUUUUCCACACAACAAUAUUGAUUGAAAAUUACUUUUCUUGAUUAUUGGGUCAUUUGAGUAUUAAAGGUUUCAAUACUAUCUGUCUUCUCAAUGUGUGAGAACCUACAGUUAAUUUUAGAAAUCAGUGCAACCUACAGAUUAGUUAGUUAUCUUUAUUCUGCUAGCACAUUAGUGACUAAUCUGUAGGUUGCCCGCACAAUGCAUGAUUUCCAAGAGGAAAGUCUGUGUGAUGGUGUGUUUGUCAUUAUUUUCUUCAAAACAAUGUAUAAUAAUACAAUUACUUGAUUCGGUUUUUGUGACAUCCGGAAUACUCAAGGUCUCAUUAAGUUAGUGCUAUCAGCCUCAGCCAUCAGCUCGGCUGAUAAUGCUUACCUCGACCUUGAUGAUUCCAGAUAUCACAAAAAAACCUCAUCCAAUAAAUGUUUAUAAUGGAUGAUCGGAACACUACUAAUGGAGAGGUUGUUGAUGAAGAGACAUGAAUGUUAACUAGUAGCUUCCUGCUGUAAUAUUGUUGUCACUUUAAUGUUUUUAGGGAUUGAGGGAGCUGAAAUAAAUGUCCUUGAUCGUAAUCAUCCUGUGAAAAGUGCAAAGGACGGUGACUAUUGGCGAUUGCUUGUUCCAGGUAAAUACAAGGUGAAGGUGAGCAAACGUGGGUAUUUUCCCGUCACAAAGAAUAUUCAAGUCAAUGAUGGGCUGGCCACAAAGGAGGACUUUAUCUUGCAACCGAUUGGAAAGAUGCAUUUAAAGCAGGAUGAAGGCAGCACUAAUUUGCAAGAAGUCUUACUUGAAAAGAAGCCAGUCCCUGUCGGGUUGGUAAUCGGUCUGACAUUGGUUUGUCUUAUUGCCCUUAGUCUAACAUUGGCUCUAACUAUAAUGCUUGUAUCGAAAUACAGAAACAGAGGUGCUGACCGUAAAGCCCAGUAUGCUGCAGUCCACACUGAACCAUAAAAAAACUUAUUCCUUAAUUCUUCAAAGAUUAUAACCCUUUUACUUCCAAGACUGCUGAGAGUCAGAAUUCUGAAAGAAUCCUAGUUUUGAUGAAAGCGAACAAUAAGGAGAUGCGCUUUCAUUUUAUUUAUUUUAUUUUCAUACCAUUUGUACCCUGGCCCAUUCUUCCUGAUUGAUUGUAGAAGAACUGUAAGGUGUCAUAACACAAUCAUAGUAACAAAAUCUAGGUAGACAGAUGGAGUCACUUAUUAAAAGAAGUAUAAUUAUUUUACUUUUUUUAAAUAAGUGACUCCAUCUGUCUACCUAGAUUUUGUUACUAUGAUUGUGUUAUGACACCUCUCUAAGCCCAAUCUAUCUAAGCAAUUAUUGCUUGGAUUCCCAAGAAAUUGUGGUGUUGUGUGGGUUUGGUUUUAUCCACUGAAGUCAAUUUACCAUCAUAAAACUUUUUAAAAGCUAACAUUUAGAGUAAUUCACUCUAAUGAGCGGCUAGCACUCCAACUGUCAGCUUUCUAUCUUUUUGGGUGGUAAAUUUUCUCAACUCAGUUAAGAAAACCAAGAUUUCGACCUACAAGUGCUGAAGGCAAUUUCAGGCACUUUGUCUCUCAACUUACCCUUUUUCCGCAAAGAGUAGGCAGCUCAAAGUUUGAAGUAGCUUAUUUUUGACCCAGUUGCCAGCACUUAAUGAGAACCUUGAACAGUGUCAAUGGCCCGUUGUGACUAAGAUUUGCCUGUAAGUCAUUAACCCUUUAAGUCCCAAUAUCCACAAGCAAAUUCUCCAAACUAUACAUUUCUUUAAAGAAUGAGUUGAGAGAAUUUGAGAAAAGAUCAAAGCAUUUUCUCUUUGGUGAUCAUUUAAUUAAUUCUCAUAACCUAAUCUCUUAACAUUGUAUGGAUAUUGUUAUGAGAAAAUUGAUGUUGGUCACUAUUGGGACUUGAAGGGUUAAGCAUCAAGGGAAUCAUAGUUGUUACAUAAACCUUUACUCCUGGGUCCCCUAACUAUGUGAGGCCUCAGAGCUGAUGGGCCCUGUACAGUUUUCUUAAAGCACUAAUUUGCAUUUUUGAGACAACUGAUCAAGAUAUACUCUUUUUCCUUCUGUAAUAUGCAUAUUUCCAACCUUUAAGUGUAAAAUUUUGAUAGAAAGAAAAAGUGAAAAUCUCUUCAGACCAGGGUAAAUCCCAAGAUUUUGUUGACAAAUUCAAAAACCGGUAUUGAAUGACAUAUUACAGUACAUUCUGUACCUCUAUUUGUUUUGGGUUAAAAAGGGUUAUUGUAGUAUUUUGCAUUUUACAUUCAAGAGUUGUUAGGGGCAGGUACCUUUUAUUUGCAUAAAAAUACUGGCAGGUGUUUUAAAGAUAUGUUUAUCGUUGUUUUUUUUUGUUGUUGUUGUUCCUGUCUCUUAUUUACUCUUUUGUUCGUAUUUUUGCUGUAUAAUACAUUCUUGUUUGAUGCUGUCUUAAGAAUUACCCUAAACAUUUCAAGUUAAAUAAUACCUUACUUGCAAUCAGCUCUUACACAAAUGUCGAGUUGAUCAAGUUGAUCAAGUGAUGUUCGAACAACAAUUUUGCAGUGACCUGCUUUGUAAAUUACAUCGUGGCAAACCACAUUUCUUCUUGGUGUACAAUACAACAAGAAUAUUGAAGCACUAAAUGUCAGUAACACUUGCCUUGAAGAAGCUGCUAGUUCCUUCAGGAAAACAUUUUUUGAUCAUACAGCUUGAUUUUUGCGGUGAUUUUUUAAGGUAACAUUAAUCUGAAAAGUGAUAUCUUAUAAUCUGAACUAUAAGAAUUAGAGAGUACCAGAACUCUAUUAUUUAUUUAGGUUAUCUCAAUGAUGUGGGAUACUAUAUGAAUUAGAAAUUUAAUUUUUGACGGAACGUGUGGAGAAAUAUUAUUAACUAUUAUUCAAGCACUAGUGUCGGGUGGUGUGCGCUACACGUGUAGUGGUUCUCAUCGGUUUCGAGCAUUUCCUGCCACUAGAUUUAAACUGCUUGGGUCUGAAAUAGGAUAGGGAAAAUCAUAUUUUGGUCUGAGACAGGCUCAGGAUUUCAGGAAGCGUGAUGCACACCACCAUCGCCACAGUUACCAGAAGUAUUCACACCAAGGGUGCAGUAGAUUUACUGAGCACUGAUUGGAGUUACUAAUUACAAUCUAGUAUUUAAUUUAUUUUUGUAAAUCAAGUUAGUCUAUUUUGACUUUAAGUUUUGCCCUUUCUCACAAACUGUCGUAUAUUAGUUUUACAAUUGCUCAAUCUCUAGUAGCCUACGAAUACAGCCGUCUCUUCGCCGCUAGGGACGACGAGAGCGCUGUAUUCGCAGGCUAAAUCUCUAGACCAUGCAAGGUAUUUGCAAGAGAAAACGUUACUUUUAGUGACGGUUAGCUCACUUGUGUAGAUUGUCUUUUAUUUACUGUGACUUUGGUGUUGUAGCUUACGGUUUCGCUCUUACCGGGACCAACCUCGCCCCCCAGGGUCUUUCGUACCCUACACGGCGAGAAGAGGAGAGUCCCUGGGAAAGAGCUCGUUACAACACUUUAAGUUGUCCGUAAUGAUGUUUCAACGGACAUUCCAUUGCUAGAUCAUAUUAUU
Porites lobata is the source of this 11325-nucleotide messenger RNA. Lineage: Eukaryota; Metazoa; Cnidaria; Anthozoa; Scleractinia; Poritidae. The record is from the annotation of a GenBank genome assembly.